AUGCUUGAAUGCUUGCUUGCCAGUUUGUCAACCGCGCCCCUUCGCCUGCUGAAGAACCCGGUGCUGAUGGCCUGCAUCAUGUCCAACUUCUUCUUCUUGAUGUCCAUCAUCGGGUUCUACGCCUACCAACCCAAGUACCUGGAGCACCAUUUUCGCGUCAAUAAGGCCACUGCCACCACCUACUCAGCGGUCAGCAAGGUCACGCUGGUGUUCGGCAUACUGGGCUCGGGCCUGCUGAUGCGCCGCUUCCGGCCCUCCGGCCGCCUCGUCUCGGGCCUGAUCGUCGCGUUCAGAGUGGUCGGCGCCUUCGUCUUCCUCACCAACUUCUUCUUCUACUGCAACUUCGGCGACGAUCUGCCCGUCAUCCGCGGACCGAACGGGUGCCUGGACGACGUCGGGGCCACCCUGGCCAGCGGCCUGUGCCAGGGCGGCUGUGAGCACGCGUUCCACUGGUUCCUUAUCAUGGUCGCCAUCUCCGGCAUGAUUAAAUCCGCCGUCUCCAUUCCACAUGUCAUCAUCGUACUCAGGUGCGUACUGCCCGAGGACAAGGCGAUGGCGAUGGGUCUCAGCGGCGCGCUGGUGGCCAUCUCGUUCGGCGCCGGCCCGCUCAUCAUGGGAAGCCUGGUGGACCACGCGUGCCUCGUCUGGGAGCAGUCAUGCGGCCACACGGGCGCCUGCUGGGUCUACGACCCCGACAUGCUCAGCUAG
Messenger RNA from Pollicipes pollicipes, 708 nucleotides. Its product is annotated as solute carrier organic anion transporter family member 3A1-like. The transcript is spliced from 6 exons. Gene Ontology annotation, biological process: sodium-independent organic anion transport; transmembrane transport. Bases 1 to 708 code for a protein of 235 amino acids. Gene Ontology annotation, cellular component: basolateral plasma membrane. Lineage: Eukaryota; Metazoa; Arthropoda; Thecostraca; Pollicipedomorpha; Pollicipedidae. The record is from RefSeq and is a predicted model, not a curated record.